CUACCCCACUCCAACCACUCCGAGCUUAUAAAAAGGACCGAUCUCCCUUCCUCCCAUUUUUCACUGAGAAAGCUAGGGUUUUGCUCAUCCCUCCCUCCCCUCCCCUCCCCUCUCUCUGUCGUUGUCGCGUUCCCUUUCGAUCUCUCUGUGCAGAGUUCGGGAUGGAGAGGGUCAGAAGAGCGGCUCAUGCGGGAUCCUGGUACACCAGCAACGCCAACAAACUGGAAGAGGAACUUGAUGGGUGGCUCAGAGCAACUGGCCUGGCUAAGUCUCCGAAUGUUAGAGGCAUAAUCGCUCCGCAUGCUGGUUAUUCAUAUUCAGGUCGCUGUGCAGCAUUUUCAUUUGCCAACAUAGACCCAACAAACCUUUCACGGGUGUUUCUUCUUGGUCCAUCUCACCAUUAUUACACUCCAAGAUGUGCUCUUACUAGAGCCACUGUUUACAGUACGCCUGUGGGAGACUUGCCAAUUGAUUUGGAAGUCAAUGAGGAGCUGCGAGCAACAGGAAAAUUUGAACUUAUGGAUCUUCAUGUGGAUGAAGCGGAGCAUAGCAUGGAGAUGCAUUUGCCUUACAUUGCCAAAGUGUUCCAUGGUUAUCCUGUAAAAAUUGUACCUAUUUUGGUUGGUGCUCUUAACUCAGAAAAUGAAGCGAUGUAUGGGAGAUUGCUUGCUAAAUAUGUGGAUGACCCCAAGAACUUCUUCUCUGUGUCAUCGGACUUCUGCCAUUGGGGAUCUAGGUUCAACUACACAUAUUAUGACAAGAAGCAAGGUCCUAUCUACAAGUCCAUUGAGGCUCUGGAUCAUAUGGGUAUGGAAAUCAUUGAGACGGGAGAUCCAGAUGCAUUCAAACGAUAUCUGCAGGAAUAUGAUAACACCAUCUGUGGACGCCAUCCCAUCAGUGUUUUCCUUCAUAUGUUGAAGAACUGCUCGGCAAAGAUUAGUAUCGGUUUCGUCCAAUAUGAACAAUCAAGCCAGUGCAAAAGCAUGCGAGACAGCAGCGUUAGCUAUGCAUCAGCAGCUGCAAAGGUAGAUAGCUGAUGUAAUUGAAAAUUUGCAUCUGGAUUCACUAGACUGUCAGUUGUAUUUGGAAGCAGGUUACAUUCCGAUGAUAAACAUGUGACUGCUGCACAAUGCCUGGAAGUUCAUAAAAGCAUCAGUUUCUUUACCGUUCGGUUCUCAUGUUACAAGACAGGACACAGUCCUAAUUCAAAUUAACAAAAAGCUCCCAGAUCAUGUGUAGUUUUUGGAGCAAUUCUGUUUUUACUAUGAUCUGAGUUAUGUUAUCAAGAUUGUGAUACUCAUAGUCUGCAUAACGUGCGUCUCUACUUGGAGCCACCUAUUGACCUUUGUAUUGGGUUUACUUCUCUAUGGCAGUCCCUGCUUCUCCUUCUUG
Molecule: messenger RNA, 1392 nt
Organism: Elaeis guineensis (African oil palm)
Lineage: Eukaryota; Viridiplantae; Streptophyta; Magnoliopsida; Arecales; Arecaceae
Source: RefSeq, a predicted model, not a curated record